Molecule: messenger RNA, 744 nt
Organism: Cladophialophora carrionii CBS 160.54
Lineage: Eukaryota; Fungi; Ascomycota; Eurotiomycetes; Chaetothyriales; Herpotrichiellaceae
Exons: 3
Coding region: 1-744 (247 amino acids)
Molecular function (GO): oxidoreductase activity
Source: RefSeq, a predicted model, not a curated record
AUGUCGAAUCAAACAGUUUACUUCGUGACGGGGACGACACAGGGCAUAGGGUACGAGUUCGUGCGCCAACUACGAGACCGGCCUGGCGCGAUCGUCUUCGCGACAUCGCGCAAUCCGGAAUCGACCAAGUUGAAGGCCCUGACCGAUAAAGGGAACGUGCAUCUCGUGCGGAUCACCAAGCAGCCCGAGGCCGUGGACGAGGCGCUCCAGGCCGCGGAGCUGGUCAGGAAAGUGGCGGGCAAGGUGGACGUCGUGAUUGCCAACGCUGGCAUCAUCGGGCACGAAACAAGCAUUGCCGACUCGCCCCUGUCGGAAUACCAGGCCUUCCUCGACGUCAACCUGCUGAAUAAUAUUGCCGUCUUCAAGGCGCUGCGCCCGCUGAUGCUCGAGGCCGUCGCCCAGGGCGGCACGCCCAAGUUCGUCGCCAUCAGCACGCAGUACGGCUCGUUGGCCAUGGUGGAGGACCUGCCGGGCCAGUCGUCCGCGUACGCCAUCUCCAAGGCCGCGCUGAACAUGUUCCUCCGGCACGUCGCGUACGAGGAGCGCAAGAACGGCAUCGUGGCUUUUCCCAUCCAUCCCGGUGUCGUGGCCACCGAGACGGUCGAGCCGUUGGCCAAGAGGAUCGGCCUGGGCACCAUCCCGCCGGCGGAGAGCAUCGAGGGGAUGAUGAGGAUUGUGGAUCGCGCCAAGGUCGAAGAUGAGGUCCGUUUGUGGCGGUAUGAUGGCGUGGUGUUGCCUUGGUGA